AUGUUCUUUCCUCUCAUGGAUUAUUAUUUCUUUCUUUCCUUAAUUCUCAAUCACUAUAUGGCAUCUUUCUUUCUUUCUUUCUUUCUUUCUUUCUUUCUUUCUUUCUUUCUUAAUUCCUACCACUCCUUCUAUUAUUAUGUAUCUUUCUUUCUUUCAUUCAUUCAUUCCUUCAUUCAUUCAUUCAUUUAUUCUUUCUUUCUUUCUUUCUUUCUUUCUUUCUUUCUUUCUUUCUUUCUUUCUUUCUUUCUUUCUUUGUUCCUACCACUCCUUCUAUUAUUAUCAGUAUUCUUUCUUUCUUUCUUUCUUUUGUACAUACAUUAUCCACCUUUCUUUCUUUCUUUCUUUCUUUCUUUCUUUCUAUGGCAGCAUUAUUCUUUCAAUCUAUGGAAGCCUUAUUCUUCAUUUUAUGGAAGCAUUAUUCUUUCGUUCUUUCUUUAUUUCUUCCUUUCUAUUGAAGAAGUAUUCGUUGUUUAUCUUUUUCUUUCUUUCAUUGGAAGUAUUAAUCUUUCUUUCUAUGGUAGCAUUAUACUUUCUUUCUCUCUCUCUCUCUUGAGUAAAACACAUACCUGGAAUCUAUCUAUCUAUCUAUCUAUCUAUCUAUCUAUCUAUCUAUCUAUCUAUCUAUCUAUCUAUCUGAGCCUGCCUAUCACGUUCUGUUCAUUAUCUAUCUAUCUAUCUAUCUAUCUAUCUAUCUAUCUAUCUAUCUAUCUAUCUAUCUAUCUCACGGGUGGGCUUUCACCCGUUUUACGAAAACUGACUCUUGUUCAGAAUGUUAUGGAUGCAAAGGUGGUAGUUUUCCGUACUAUCUAUCUAUGCCAGUCAUUCACUGCAUUCAGUCAUCACACGACUGGCCCAACUGAUUAA
Messenger RNA from Acanthosepion pharaonis, 864 nucleotides. NCBI's taxonomy places the organism in Eukaryota, Metazoa, Mollusca, Cephalopoda, Sepiida, Sepiidae. The record is from the annotation of a GenBank genome assembly.